Molecule: messenger RNA, 244 nt
Organism: Funneliformis geosporum
Lineage: Eukaryota; Fungi; Glomeromycota; Glomeromycetes; Glomerales; Glomeraceae
Source: the annotation of a GenBank genome assembly
AAGUAGCUGCUUCUCCGUUACCAUUGGAAACCUUAACUCUAUUUAUGACCUAAAGAAAGCUAUCUUAGAGGAAAUUAGUAAUCCUGGCAACAUAAAAGCUAUAGACCUUAGGUUAUGGAGUGUUAAUAUUGAUGAGAACCUUUUGGAAAGCACUUCUCUUUAUGAUUUAUUAAAUGAUACAAAUGAGUUAAAAAGGAUCAACACAAAAGGACGUCCAAGGAAACAAUAUACGAGUUAUCGUUAA